This is a messenger RNA of Physcomitrium patens, 3804 nucleotides long. RefSeq names its product protein NEDD1. Gene Ontology annotation, molecular function: gamma-tubulin complex binding; protein binding. Gene Ontology annotation, biological process: regulation of phragmoplast microtubule organization; positive regulation of cytokinesis; regulation of mitotic spindle organization. The record is from RefSeq and is a predicted model, not a curated record. Gene Ontology annotation, cellular component: kinetochore microtubule. Lineage: Eukaryota; Viridiplantae; Streptophyta; Bryopsida; Funariales; Funariaceae.
GGCUGCCAAUACGUUCCCGUAAGUACAAAGAGGCCAGCCUCUUCCUUCAAAAUUCCAGCACAGAUAUGCAAAAUUUGGUUUAACCCUGCAUUCUCUGUUGAUACGUUGUAAUCUCUUUGAGGCCGCAUGAUGUUUCAACUCAAAUGCCAGCUCUGCCCUCGUUCUCCCUGAUGACAUCAGAAAAAAGAAUGAUCCAAAAAGUGGUGACAUCCCAUCACUUAUCUGGACGAUUGAAUGAAGCCAAGAUUCCUGGGCCCACAACGAAGUCACUGGACGACGAAGACGUAAUGAAAGAAAUUGAAUGUCCGAAUUGAAAGCAUGAACAGUACAGUAAGGAGCCACAACGAAAAGGUGGAGUAGAGAGACACAAGGAAGAAGAAACAGGAAACGGAAAGAUAAAAUGGUGGAGACGAAGAAGAGGUGACGGACUAGUUAAACUUUUGGUUUUUUUUAUUAUUUUAUUUUUUCCAAAUCGAAGGACUGCAGUUCUCUUGCAUGCAACGAGCAACUGAGCUCGCACGGGCAGACGAGACCGCGACGGAGCUCAGAGGUGACGAGUUCGCUGGGAAUAGGAUCGACGAGACUGUUGGUGGAGGUGGAUGACCGUCCUUGUUGCCGUGCGCGCUUCAAUUCGGAGGGUAAUGCGUCGCCGACAUUGAUGCCGAGGCUCCCAGGACAUGCGGCAUUCAAAACCAUGCGGAGCUGAGGGGUGUUGUUGAAAUUAGGGUUGCAUGUGUGGGAGAGGGAGGGAGGGAGGGAGAGCGACGGGGAAGAAGAGCAAACCAUGGAGGAGAUGGCGAGUUGCCUGGGAUCGUGGCGAUCAUGCUGCGCGAAAGUUGCGGCGGAUAGGUGGAAUCUAUGGAGCUGAGGAGGUUAGGGAGGGGAAAGUUUGCGAGAAUGGUAUGAGUUUUAUGGUAUGCGGAAUGCGGUGGUGUCGGAAGACGUUGUGGAGAUCAAGGGGCGCGCCAGGAGAGGAGCUUAGCUUUCUAGCUGGUCUGCGCAAUGGCUCAGGGGACGUCGCUGUUGGCCGCUUGCGGAGGCGAAACCGUGAAGCUAUUCGACGUCUCUAUCGAGACAGGGGAUCCUUGCACGUUUCAGUAUGUUCCUUCUCCGGGGUAUCAAGUUAAUUGCGCGCGAUGGAACCAUACCAAUUUGGUGGUUGCAAGUGCUGGCGAAGACUGCAAAAUCUCGCUAUGGAGGAAGAAUGGUCAAGUAAUAGGAGUUGUGCCACAACCUGGAGGAGAAGCCGAUGACAAUAUCGAUGAGUCCAUUUUGGGAAUUUGUUUUAGCAAUAAAGGUUCUCGGUAUCUUGGCUCAGGUGGAACUGGAAAGGUUGUCCGUGUAUGGGAUCUGCAAAGAAGGAGAUGCAUCAAGUGGUUGUGGGGCCACACUGAUACUAUCACCAGUGUUAUGUACAACUGUAAGGAUGAACAGUUGGGUUCUAUCAGCGUGAAGGGUGACUUGAUUAUCCACAACCUUGCAUCGGGAGCCAAGAUAGCAGAGCUCAAAGAUCCCCACAAUCAGGUGCUUCGAGUUAUGGAGUACUCUCGAUUGAGUAGGCAUCUGCUGCUAACCGCUGGUGAUGACGGGACUGUUCAUUUGUGGGACACCACUGGACGUUGUCCUAAGGUAUCCUGGCUGAAGCAGCAUUCGGCACCUACCACCGGGCUCUGCUUCUCACCAACGUCUGACAAGAUGAUUGUGAGCGGUGGACUGGACAAGAAGUUGUAUACAUAUGAUCCUGGUGUAAAGAAGCCUGUUUACUGUAUACCAUAUGAGGCUCCCUUUGCAUCUCUGGCUUUUAGGGACGAUGGCAACACCCUCGCAGCUGGUUCCAAUAGUGGCCGGGUUGUAUUUUAUGAUGUUCGUGGUCGGCCCCAGCCUUUCACAAUCCUUCGGGCCUAUGGUGCUUCUGAGGCAGUAACAAGCUUGAGUUGGCAGCGGUCUAAUCCAAUAACUGUCAAAGAUACCAAAUCUGCAGAGUCUGCUCUUUUAGGUAAUAGCAAUGAAGAAUCAGUGAUUAUGCCUGAUCCUCUACCAGCUGGCACAAGGGGGCGGACAACGACCGCUGCUCCACCUACUAAAACUAGCAAUCGCACAAGCUCAUUUUUAAACCAGGAACCUCCUUCAGCUGCUGGUGGGUCUUCAGGAUCUCCAAGGCCAAAAUCAGCAGGAGGAGACGUGACACCUUACUCUUCGUUGCGUCCAUGGGGGAAUGGCCCAAUUUCUAGACUUCAAACUCCUCGAAUAAAUUCCUUCAACACUGGGAAAGAUGAUAUGGAAGUGUUUUCGCCUCUUGUUGAUGUACAACCCAUUACACCAUCAGUUACAGGUUAUUGGGAUGGAGGCGGUGGUGGUGAUGAGUCAAGCAGGGAUAUGGCAACUCCUGGGGGUGACAAUAGGAGGGCAAAUCGGGGAAUCCUCCCGGUUCGCCGGUUUCCUAGUAUGGAAGAUGUGAAAGAGGAUGUACGGGAGUCACGAGAUUCAAGCAUUUCACGCAGAUCUUCUCUAGGAAGUCGACAGGAUGACUUGCAUGGAAGAUCGUCUCUAGGGUCUCCUGUCGCAACGACUCCUCCUCCAGGAGUAUCCAGUAACUCGGAUCGGUCUCCAUCAGUGACACCUCCUGAAGCGUGGGGUGGCGAGCCUUUAGAAAGGGGCGGGUUAAGGCAACCCACUAUGUCCCGAUUCGCUUCUACAACAGGGCUUCCAUCAUCCCGAUUUGAUUCACUGGCUGCUUCUGCAGAUAACAAACGUUUGUCUUCUACCAAGAGUGAUAUCCCGUUGCUUAGAACUUUAGAUCAAGAAUCGUCUUCACCUCUAACUAACGGUAUGACGCAUCAGCCAGCGAGCGGUUUUGAAGCAGAAACCAUAGCUUCAAACAGAAAACCGUUGUCUAAUGAGGCACGGGACACGAGCUCAAACUUUUCACGAUCUCCUCCUGGAUCUAUUCCCGGAUCUGCUGGGGAUGCAGGAUCACCAGGUAAGCCAAGGAAAUCAGGGUUGGAGAGACGAGAGGAGGGGGGUGGGGUUUCUGGAAGUUCUGAUGGAAAGAAAGAGCGUGAAAAUAUAUUGGCGUUAAGAGCAGCUGCUUUCGCUUUACCUGGGGCUAUUCCACCCACAUCAAACGGCCAUACUCAAGGAAGUACGCAAAGAGCUCAAUCGUCAGUUGAGCAGCAACAACAGCAGCAAGGGGCAGGAGCCACUGGUUUCGCCCUGCAACUGGUGCAGAGAGGUCUAGAAGAAAGCCUCGGAGCAGUUCAACGUGCAAUUCACGAAGAGGUUCAAAGUUUGCAUUUAGAGUUGCUUCGACAGUUUCAUAUUCAGCAGAUGGAAAUGAGUAGCAUGAUGGAAUCAUUUCUAGCAAGGCAGGCGGAAUUAGUGGAGGAGAUCAAGGCCCUUCGUAGAGAGAACCAACAGCUGCGAGAUCUUUACUAAUGGUAGUUAAUUAAUGAGCUAAUUAUCUAGCGAGCUUUGGGUUUGAGAAAGUUUCCGGUAUGCCUAAACCACAUGUAACCCUUACGGUACAAAUGUAUAGAAGGAGAGGCAUCGCCAUUGUAUUCAUUAUAUUCCUGUUAGCGUAGCUUGCUCAAAAGAGUUGAGAUUUAGGUUUUCUUGGAUGUGUACGAAUUUCAUGAGAUUAUAUCAAGAUGUUGAAUUUAGAAAGAGUGGACACUUUAACGUGGACUACAUUUGGUGAUGGAGAAAACACAUUUUGGAGCGGUCCUGGAUCUCUGGAUUAUUCAAUCAUGUUUAAUUUUAAAGCGCCACAUGAUCUCCUUAAGGGUCAGGGAGUAGCUUGUAACA